Malus domestica (apple) is the source of this 555-nucleotide messenger RNA. The record is from RefSeq and is a predicted model, not a curated record. NCBI's taxonomy places the organism in Eukaryota, Viridiplantae, Streptophyta, Magnoliopsida, Rosales, Rosaceae.
UCGCCGUCGUCAGAUCGGCUGCUCGGCCUCUUCUCCUUCUCUCCGCCUUCGUCCACCGCCGCGGGCGAGAAGCUCAACAACGCCGAGGUCUUCUGGACCACCGAUUUCACCGAGCCCGCCGUUAACACCCCAAACCCCCGCCUUAGUCUAACUCGUCGCGUCAAUUUCAGAAUAUUCGCGGUCCUCCCAGAACUGAGUCAAUCGGCACAAGUGUUGUACCGAAAGCCGACAAUUUCGUCAUUGUCGAAGCCCAUCCCUUCAAUUCCGAGACUUUUGCCGUCCCAGUCGGUUCCAAAUUCGAGAAAGCUCCAGAACUCGGCCCCGAUAAUGGUGUUGGUUCUAUCCCGGGCGGUGGAGAAGCACCGUAGAAACGAUGGUCUGGUUGAUGUGGUGGAUGAGGGGGACGAGGGAGACGACGAGAUGCUGCCGCCGCACGAGCUGGUGGCGAGGGGGUUGGGGGUGUCGGAUAGGACGACGUUUUCGGUGUGGUGUUCCUCGUCAACGUGGAGAGGGAAAAGGUAGUGAAGGAAGGUUGGGGGACAUGUGAAGAACCGA